This is a messenger RNA of Grus americana (Whooping crane), 7377 nucleotides long. It is a transcript of the gene SALL3, whose product is annotated as spalt like transcription factor 3. Gene Ontology annotation, biological process: regulation of transcription by RNA polymerase II. The coding region runs from base 1644 to 5432 and encodes 1262 amino acids. Gene Ontology annotation, cellular component: nucleus. Gene Ontology annotation, molecular function: DNA-binding transcription factor activity, RNA polymerase II-specific; RNA polymerase II cis-regulatory region sequence-specific DNA binding. Lineage: Eukaryota; Metazoa; Chordata; Aves; Gruiformes; Gruidae. The record is from RefSeq and is a predicted model, not a curated record. The transcript is spliced from 4 exons.
UCGGGCUUGCGGGGCUGGGGGCAGCCCCGGCGGCGGCCCCGGCAGCGCGGCACGGGAGGCGGAGGAGGAGGAGGAGAGUAGGAGGAGCUGCCGUGUGACCCGCACUGCUCCCAAACUUGAAAGUUUAUCUGCCCGAAAUCAACAGCGGCCGCGGUGCGCACACUGCUCCUCGGCGCGGAGCGGAGGCAUCGACCGGGGGAACCGCUGCACAGGGAGCGGCUACCGGCGCCGCUGCGAGCAAGCCGAGGCAGGGGAAGGGGGAUCACCCCUGCGACAACAACAACAGCCGCCCCCCACCCCCCAAAUCUAGGAGAGGAUCGAUACUAUUUGCUGGAGACCAAGGACUUGCUCAUCGGCGCACACGCGAGACCGCUGUCAUUAGCUAACAGGACACACGACUGAGCCGGGGGGGGAGUGGGGGGGAGGGUGAGGAGUGUCACAAAAAGUCAUUACAACCUGAGAGAGAGAGGGAGAAAGAAAAAAAACUUCCUACCAAUAGACAACAGGAAGUGACCACCACCACCAACGGGGAGUCUCUGCUUGGAGAAAGAAGCUGCAAGACAAAGAAGGAAGGAGAGGUGAAAGACAAAACUGCCCAAGGUCUUCUGCGUUGUGCGUGCGUGCGCUUUCGAGAGAGAACAAAAGUCAGCCGGGAAGGGGAGACAGAGAAAGACCGACGGAAAAGGAGACAGGAUGGAGGAAGAGCUAAAGACAAGCAUGUGAAGAUCAAGGGGAAAGAAGAGCAGAGCGACACACACGCACACUGAAAAGAAAGGGAGAAAGAAAAAGCAUACACAAAACUUUCUUUUCCUCCUGGGAAGAAAUUACUCACACGGACAUAGAAAUCAGAUGCCUUGCAGAUCAACUUCUGGGGAAAGAGUGACCAAGAGAGAAGAGGACACAGUGAUGUGAAGAAAGCAAGCAAGCAAGCGAGCCAGAAAAGAAAGCAAAAGAGCAGAAGAAAGCAGAGCAAAAGAAACUGAGAGCCGUGGAGGAAGAAAAGCGAAGAUCGUGACCUCCCCCAACAAGUGAACCUUGCACAUAUGUUGUGUAAAGUGUGUGCAAAACAGAGCCCUCCUGUGUGGUGCGUGUGUGUUUCGCCGGUGCUGCCGCCGCCGCGGUCGGUGCCUCUCGCAGGCGGCGCUGCCAGUGCCGGGGAGACGCAUCAUUUGGCGGAGCGAAGCGGCUAAUUGCGGAGCCCCGUCCUUCAUUUACAUAUGCAGCCUGAGUCCGCUGGAGCCGCGCCAAUCCGCGCUCGCCCCCAGCACCAUUAAUCGCCAUGCAUUAUUCACAAUCAUAAUUACAGAGCCCCAUGCGCGCUCCGCGCAGCCGCCCCAGCCCGCCGCGCACACCCCACCGCACCGCGCACACCCCGCCCGGAUAAUCCCCCACUCGCUCACCCACUCACUCACUCACUCCCAGUUUCGCUGGCUGGUUAGCGUUUCUUUUUUUUUUUUUGGUUGUUGUUUGGUUGCCUUUUCUGUUGUUGUUUGGUUGGUUUGUUUUGCAACUCGACUUUUAUUUGCGAACAGUUAUUUCCAGCCCCCACCCCCCUUCCCUCGUUCCCAAUUCCUCCCCCCUUUCCACCUCCACGUCGCUGAUGCCUCUGCAAAAAGCAGAGUCAAGACGGCUCAGUUAGCAGCAUGUCUCGUCGAAAGCAAGCGAAACCCCAGCAUCUCAAAUCGGACGAAGAGCUGCAAGCGGAGGUAGUUUCUGAGCACGCAGUCCCAGGAGAAGGAGCGGAUGAUGGUGAUAGCGGGAAUGAGAGCAGGAGCGGAAGCGAAGAAACCAACGUUUGUGAGAAAUGCUGCGCCGAGUUCUUCAAGUGGACGGACUUCCUGGAACACAAGAAGAGCUGCACCAAAAACCCCCUGGUGCUGAUCGUGAACGAAGAUGAAGCAGCUCCACCCCCCGCUGAGGAGUUCCCCGAGCCUUCACCUGCUAGCUCUCCUAGUGACCAGGCAGAGAGUGAACCUGCUGAAGAAGGCGUCCAGGCAGAAAACAAUGACAGCUCUGAGAUAAAACCCACGGAAAAGGAAGAAGAGCCAAUGGAGGUAGAAACUUCUGCGGAGAAAAGUUUCCAGAAUCAAGGCACCUCAAACACAGCUACUCCUCUACCUCAGAUCCCUGAAUCAUCUUCCAUGACAAGCUAUAACAUGCCAAACACCAAUGUCACGCUAGAGACUCUGCUGAGCACUAAAGUGGCAGUCGCGCAGUUCUCGCAGAGCGCACGGACCACCGCUUCUGCGAGCAUCAGCAGCGGGGUGACGGCUGUGGCCAUCCCCAUGAUCCUGGAGCAGCUCAUGGCCCUGCAGCAGCAGCAGAUCCACCAGCUCCAGCUAAUCGAGCAGAUCCGCAGUCAAGUGGCAAUGAUGAACCGCCAGCCACUACGGCCAUCCCUCAACCCGGUCGUGGCCGCCCAGGCUGUUCCCGGGCAGGCAUCCAACCAGCUGCAGGGCUUUGCCACCAGCGCUGCCGUCCAGCUCACUGCAGUCAUUCCUCCUGCCAUCGUGGGGCAGGCCACCAGCGGUCAGCCCACAGCCUUCGAUGGCUCUCAGCACAUCUCAAGACCUACAUCCGGAGCAAGUACGCCCAAUAUAUCCAGCGGUGGCUCUUCUGCCCCACCUGAAUCAAGCGUACCUUCCUCCUCGAACGCAAUUACAUCCAUAACUCCCGUUUCCGUGUCAAACGCUCCUAACAGUGCUUCGCAGCCCCAGAAUGCUUCGACUCCACCUUCAAUUGGACAUGGAAGCCUCACCUCAGUGUCCAGCCUGCCAAACCCACUUCUACCUCAGACUUCAUCAAAUAGCGUGAUCUUCCCCAACCCACUGGUUAGCAUCGCUGCAACAGCUAACGCGCUCGAUCCUCUGUCCGCCCUUAUGAAGCAUCGCAAAGGAAAGCCACCAAAUGUGUCAGUGUUUGAACCCAAGUCAAGCUCUGAGGAUCCCUUUUUUAAACAUAAAUGCCGAUUUUGUGCCAAGGUCUUUGGAAGUGACAGUGCUUUACAAAUUCACCUCCGCUCGCACACAGGCGAAAGACCUUUUAAAUGUAACAUAUGCGGAAACCGCUUUUCUACAAAGGGCAACCUGAAAGUUCAUUUUCAGAGGCAUAAAGAGAAAUACCCUCAUAUUCAGAUGAACCCUUAUCCUGUUCCAGAAUACCUCGAUAACGUGCCCACCUGCUCUGGAAUCCCAUAUGGGAUGUCGCUGCCCCCCGAAAAGCCGGUCACAACGUGGUUAGACAGCAAACCUGUUUUACCCACCGUCCCUACUUCCAUCGGGCUCCAGCUGCCCCCCACUAUACCUGGUGUGAACAGUUACGGAGAUUCUCCAAGUAUGACUCCUAUGAGCAGGUCACCCCAAAGGCCUUCUCCUGCCUCCAGUGAAUGCACUUCUCUAUCCCCGAGCCUCAACACUUCUGAAUCGGGUGUCCCAGCAUCUGCCGAAUCCCCGCAGCCCCUUCAGAGUGGCUCAUCUCUGACCAAGGCAGAACCUGUCACUCUGCCUCCCACGAGCACGCGGCUCGGGGACCUUUCUGCAGGUGGGCAAGUUUCUGCAGCUUCCACAUCUUCAAUUCCUGCUGCUGUUACAGACAGCAGCGUUGCAACGAGCCUCCCAAACCCUGUGCUUCCAGCCGUGUCUGACCAGUUUAAGGCAAAGUUUCCAUUCGGUGGUCUGCUAGACUCUAUGCAAACGUCAGAAACCUCAAAAUUACAACAGCUAGUGGAGAACAUUGAUAAGAAGAUGACGGAUCCAAAUCAAUGUGUCAUUUGUCACCGUGUGCUUAGUUGUCAGAGUGCUCUCAAGAUGCAUUACAGAACGCAUACAGGAGAAAGACCAUUUAAAUGCAAAAUUUGUGGACGUGCCUUUACUACAAAAGGCAAUCUAAAAACACAUUUUGGAGUUCAUCGAGCGAAGCCACCACUUAGAGUACAGCACUCGUGUCCCAUUUGUCAGAAGAAAUUUACAAAUGCGGUUGUUCUUCAGCAGCACAUUCGUAUGCAUAUGGGUGGGCAAAUUCCAAACACGCCGCUACCAGAGGGCUUCCAGGACGCCAUGGACUCAGAGCUUUCCUACGAUGAGAAGAACGUUGACACACUGAGCAACUUUGACGAUGACAUUGAUGAAAAUUCUAUGGAAGAGGACCCGGAGCUAAAGGACACAGCAAGUGACUCAUCUAAACCCCUUAUCUCUUACUCUGGGUCGUGUCCUUCUUCGCCACCUUCUGUGAUCUCGAGUAUUGCUGCUUUGGAGAAUCAAAUGAAAAUGAUUGAUUCUGUCAUGAACUGUCAGCAGCUGACCAGUUUAAAAUCCAUAGAAAAUGGAUCAGGGGAAAGUGACCAUUUGAGCAAUGACUCCUCAUCAGCCGUUGGUGAUCUCGAAAGCCAGAGUGCAGGCAGCCCUGCAAUGUCAGAGUCUUCUUCCUCCAUGCAGGCUUUGUCUCCUGUAAAUAGCAAUAGUGAAAGUUUCAGAUCAAAGUCCCCAGGUCUCAGUAACCAGGAAGAGCCACAGGAAAUACAAUUAAAGACAGAAAAACCAGACAGUCCACCACCCGCAACUGAAAAUGGAGGCGCAUUAGAUCUGACAUCCACCAACCCAGGAAGACCAGUCAUCAAAGAGGAGGCUCCUUUUAGCCUGCUGUUCCUGAACAGAGAACGUGGUCCCAGCCAAAGUACUCCUAGCCUGGUCACCAGUACAGCGCCUACCAUGAUCAAAAUGGAAGUGAAUGGUCACAGCAAGCCGAUCUCUUUGGGUGAGGUUCCCUCGCUUCCAGCUGGAAUCCAGGUUCCUGCUGCACCACAGACAGUGAUGAGUCCGGGGAUCACCCCUAUGCUGGCACCCCCCCCUCGCCGGACUCCCAAGCAGCACAACUGUCAGUCGUGCGGGAAGACCUUCUCCUCAGCAAGUGCACUGCAGAUACACGAGCGCACCCAUACCGGUGAAAAACCGUUUGGUUGCACAAUCUGUGGUAGAGCUUUUACCACAAAGGGGAAUCUUAAGGUUCACAUGGGAACUCACAUGUGGAAUAAUGCCCCUGCACGCCGCGGCCGCCGCCUCUCCGUGGAGAACCCCAUGGCUCUGCUCGGUGGUGACGCGCUCAAGUUCUCUGAGAUGUUCCAGAAGGAUUUGGCAGCUCGGGCCAUGAACGUUGACCCCAAUUUUUGGAACCAAUACGCUGCAGCUAUCACUAACGGACUUGCUAUGAAGAAUAAUGAGAUUUCUGUCAUACAGAACGGAGGCAUUCCCCAGCUCCCAGUAAGUCUAGGCGGAGGCGCCAUCCCGCCCUUAAGUAACCUUACCGGUGGCAUGGACAAAGCUCGCACGGGCAGCAGCCCUCCCAUUGUCGGUCUGGACAAAGCAAGUUCUGAAACGGGAGCCAGUCGUCCAUUCACCAGAUUUAUUGAGGAUAAUAAAGAGAUUGGCAUAAAUUAAAAGCAUUCAUUCCGAAUAACUGUUGGACCGCUACUCGACACAACGCUUGUCCUGUUCCAUGUACAGCUUUUGAAGCUAAGCAUUAGUUUCCUGACCUAAAUGCAUAGGUUCCCUUUAAAGUUUUACCCAUAGCAGAAAUACGUAACUUUGUGGCUGCUGAAAAGUUGUCUUGCAAGAUCUGCAUGGUACUUCUUUCAACAGUGAGUUUGACUGUUACUGAGAACUUUGAAACCUUUUAAUUUAACAGAAAACAAACAAACAAACCAUGGGAUAACUUCAUUAGAAAAAGAAAGAGGCUAGUCUACGUCCACUUUGCUUCUUACAAAACUUACUAUCACCUGAGAAAGGGGGGCUUCAUUACAGCAUUCUGUCACACUUAUUUGCUGGUUUUGUUCAAAUUAGUUAGCAACUUGGACUAUGUUUUUAGGAAUCUUAAUCUUAAAUAAGUGAUUUAGUACCCCAAUGCUGUGUAUUAUUACAGUAUCCUUGUCUGUAGUAUUUAUAAUGUUAAGAUUAUGCGGGUAACAGACAAUAUACUAGCCCCAAACUUAAAUGAAGCUUUUGUACUGCAAAAUACAUCUGGCUAUGUGAUUUUUCUUUUUUUUUUUUUUAAAGCAAGUUUUGUUUUACUAUAAAUAAGUGGUUUAUUUCAAUGCAGGCAAAAUUGUGAAGUUUUAUUGGGAAAGAUAGCAUGCUUUUCAUGUGCAAGUACCUGUCAGUAACAAACCUUUUUUUAUUUAAAUAUUUGUAGCUGCUAUGUGGACAGUUGUUCUAUUAAAUGAAAAAAAAAAAUGUAGUGUGGACUUUAGCUCAAUGAUUGGAAGACAAGUUACAGACAAACCUUAGCACCAUAAAUUAUUCACAACAUUAUAAACAGUUGUGAGUAAAUACUCCAUGUUAUCAAAGCUGUACAAUAAAAAAGUAAUGUUUGUAUAAUGUGGUUGCAAACUCUUAAUUUAUACUAUUGCACUUUCAGUAUUUUGUAUUAGGGAGGUUUGUCUAUAAUUUGAAACUGAACAAAGAUGUAAACUAUUUUAUAAAUAGUACUUUGACUUAAGGAAUAAGGAGGAGAACCCUGUUGCAGUUUCUUGUUUUGUUUUAAGGUCAAACAAUGAGAGAUCUCUAUUAACUAAGCAGAAAAGCCGCAGAGAACUGUCAGAUCCUUAGGAAAUAUGGGGCCUGCCAUUUCUUAAAUAGAAAUGAUUCAUUUAACUUUUCUACAAAGCCCACUUAAAAGCGUGACCACCCCCGACAGAAUUCUGAUACAUUUAUCUUAGGAGUGUGAUAUUAAUACAAGCCUAGGAUAGAGGAAGGAGAACGUUGUGUAGGUUUAAUUUUACUGUAAUCUGUUCUGUCUCUUUCACACAUACCCACGUAAAGAUGUCGACUGCCUAAUAACACAGGAACAAAACAGUAACUUUUGGGCAGCGUGAGCACUAGUAACAUACAAAUAUUCUGUAUUUAUUUCCAACUCUUGCUGAUUAUCUUCUCAGAUUGCUCCAAAGCACAAUGUACUCUGAUUAAUCGAAUAUAAUUUUAUGUUGAUUGCAUUGUUUAAAUUACACCGAGUAAAUAAAGGGAAUGGUUCCACUCAUAAGCUAGGCUGGGGAUGCUGAGGAGACUGGGGCUCAGUCAAAACUUGAACAGUAAAUGUUUUGUGUACUACCUCAUUUUUGUGCAUUACAAGCAUGGUGGAGUUGACACUAUGAACUUCUGUCCAGCAGAAUUGCUUGAGGGACAUUAUGGGUAGCUGGGUAACAGCACAAGGAGUUUUAUGCCCCUGGAGAAUGAAUCAGACAGUGAGGUCUUCUCAGUUGAGACUGAAAAAUAGGACAAUCUUUCUUAUACAACAAAAACCAUUACUGUAAGAGGAUGGACUAUUUCUGCCAUCAUGUAAUGGAGCGAAAAGAGGUUCAAAGACUUAGUAGCUGUUUGUUUCUAUUGG